Acanthaster planci (crown-of-thorns starfish) is the source of this 902-nucleotide messenger RNA. RefSeq names its product sulfotransferase 1A1-like. Gene Ontology annotation, molecular function: sulfotransferase activity. NCBI's taxonomy places the organism in Eukaryota, Metazoa, Echinodermata, Asteroidea, Valvatida, Acanthasteridae. The record is from RefSeq and is a predicted model, not a curated record.
ACGUGCGUACAAGCUUACUGAUGCAGCCGUUCGGUCCCUUGAACAUUGGGUUGGAUGCAGAAGAAGUGACGAGGCUGCUAUGCGGUACAACCUGGACCCAGGAGAUUAUGUCCUGCGUGAUGUAUGACGGGAACAUCGAGGAAGUCAACAAGAAACACACAGCAUUCCGUGUCCUCUUCCCGGAGAUGGACCUUCCAGCGUUUAUUAGGAAAACAAAAAAUCUGCCAGCUUGUUACGAAAUCGCCGAGGAGAUGCCUUCCCCACGGGUCCUCAAAACCCAUCUACCCAGCCAGCUCCUGCCUCCCCAGAUCUGGGAGAGACGCCCCAAGAUUGUCUACGUCAUGCGCAAUCCUAAGGACCUGACAGUGUCCUAUUUCUACUUUGCGAAAAUGAUCAACCCGUCACCAAAGUUGCGGAAUGACACUUUCGAGGAAUUCCUGAAUAAAAUGCUUACUGGAGACGGUAACACUUGGGGGGGGGGUUGUUUUUGUUUAGCUUUUGUGUUUUGCUGGAAUCUCUCAGUUUCUUACGGACCGUGGUGGGAUCAUUAUUUGUUCUUCUGGGAGAAACGCAACGACCCAAACAUUCUUGUGCUGAAAUAUGAAGACAUGAAGCAAGAUCCGAGAGGCUACGUUGAGAAAAUCAGUAAGUUCUUGGGCAAGAAUCUAUCAGCUGAGACACUGGAUGCCAUAACAGAGCACUGCAGUUUCGCGAACAUGAAAAAUAACCCUAUGGCCAACCCUGAUAGCAUGCUCCGUCACGAUGAGUCCCAAGGCGCCUUCAUGAGGAAAGGUGUGGUCGGGAAUUGGAAGUCCCAUUUCACUGUGGCUCAGAACGAGGUGAUGGACGCCCACAUCGAGGAGAAACUGCGUGGUACUGACCUCACCUUUGACUAUAAUUAG